This is a messenger RNA of Xiphophorus couchianus (Monterrey platyfish), 6670 nucleotides long. RefSeq names its product synapsin I (gene syn1). Bases 732 to 2666 code for a protein of 644 amino acids. Gene Ontology annotation, biological process: neurotransmitter secretion. The record is from RefSeq and is a predicted model, not a curated record. Gene Ontology annotation, molecular function: ATP binding. Lineage: Eukaryota; Metazoa; Chordata; Actinopteri; Cyprinodontiformes; Poeciliidae. Gene Ontology annotation, cellular component: synaptic vesicle; synaptic vesicle membrane. The transcript is spliced from 14 exons.
AAAUGCACCUAAACACAGCCGUAACACAGGAAGUCCGAUAUUCUCCCUCACAAUUAAUGCUGGACAAAUCAGUAGGGAGAUCUAGCCUGAUGAGAAAUGUAUUCAUUUUAACUAUCAGCAUACUACUGUAAAUAAGUAGACACGGGUGAAUUAAAUUCUUGUCAUUUUGUGAUGCCAUCUAUUGCAGGAAAUUCGACAAAGAGAAUGUCAUUGGCUUUACCUUCUGAACAGCACCGGAAAUCAGCUCCUGCAUCCUCGCGUUACCUUGACAACUGUCCAGCCUCGCAGCCUCCUCUCCCUCAGGAUGACUGGGAGUGACGCAGGGCAGACGGAAAACACUGGGUCUUGAAGGGAAGCAGGGCGGUGGGGAUGCUGGGAAGACUUUAGCUUGUAUUUAUUUCUCCGGUUUCAAGUCGGAUGUACGGCCUGGCUCUGCGCCCAGAGGACAUGACGGUUACCUGCGUGCAGGCUUUUCCUGUGACUGACCAGUAGGAAACCAUCGCCUCAUCCAUCCUUGGGGCGGAUCACUUUGGAUACAUUCCCAAGUAGGCUUCAGCAAAUACCUUGAUGCUUAUUUUAUUGCGGGUGACGGUGAUUCCCGUUUAUGCACAUGGGAAACUAGUCCAAUCAUAUAUUUUUCUUGCCGAACACCAAGUUCUGUGUCAGUAGGUGGGAUUUUUUUUUUUUUUUUGGACCUACUUCUCUCUACGUCAUUUCAACAAACCUCCACCAUGAAUUACUUGCGUCGACGUCUCUCGGAUAGUAAUUUCAUGUCCAAUCUGCCCAAUGGCUACAUGGGCGACCUCCAACGCACCGACCCGCCGCAGCAAAGCCCCGCAGUGUCGCCCGGGCCGCCGGAGAGGCGCCAGCCCGCCGCUCAGCCGCAGCCUGCAGGCGGAGGCUCCGGUUUCUUCUCCUCCAUAUCCAAUGCCGUCAAGCAGACCACCGCCGCUGCGGCAGCAACCCUAUCCGAGGCGGCGGAUCGGGCUGGCGUCUCUAGUCACGGCAAGAUCCUCCUGGUGAUCGACGACCAGCAGACCGACUGGGUGAAGGUUUUCAGAGGAAGAAAGAUUCACGGCGAAUUUGACAUCAAAGUAGAACAGGCAGAGUUCUCAGAGAUCAACCUAGUGGCCAAUGCCAGCGGCACCUAUAACGUCAACAUUGACGCCAUCAGGAAUGGGCAUAAGGUUACUAAAUCCUUCAGGCCAGACUUUGUGCUGAUCAGGCAGCAUGCGUUCAGUAUGGACAGGAACGGAGACCAUCGCAACAUGGUGAUCGGACUGCAGUAUGCUGGCCUGCCAAGCGUUAACACCCUGCACUCUGUCUAUAACUUCUGUGACAAACCGUGGGUGUUUGCUCAGAUGUCAAGACUCCACAAGCAGCUGGGACCGGAGGAGUUCCCACUGAUUGAGCAGGUUUACUAUCCAAAUCACAAGGAAAUGAUCAGCGCCCCAAUGUACCCUGUUGUCGUAAAGAUGGGCCAUGCUCACUCAGGAAUGGGAAAGGUGAAAGUGGACAAACAGUAUGACUUUCAAGAUAUCGCCAGUGUUGUGGCGCUGACCAAGACCUAUGCCACUUCCGAGCCUUUCAUUGACGCAAAGUACGACGUUCGCAUCCAGAAGAUUGGUAACAACUACAAGGCUUACAUGAGGACCUCCAUUUCUGGAAACUGGAAAACUAACACGGGCUCUUCUAUGUUGGAGCAAGUGGCCAUGUCAGACAAGUACAAAUUGUGGGUGGAUUCAUGCGCAGACAUCUUUGGCGGGUUAGACAUCUGUGCUGUGGAGGCUCUACACGGUAAAGAUGGCAAAGACUACAUUAUCGAGGUUGACGACUGUUCGAUGCCACUGAUUGGGGACCAGCAGGAUGAGGAUAGAGUUCAGAUUGCAGAACUUGUGGUUUCUAAGAUGCAAGAGACUGUUCCACGCACUCCCAGUUCUUCCUCGGUACGCGCUGCAGCGGGACAGCCAGCACAGAAAGCAGUUUCUCCUCAGCCUGACUCACAGCCAAGAGUGCCACAGGCUCAACAGCGCCCCUCCCCUCAGGGUGGUCCCCAACAAAGUCCUCCGACCCAGCAGCGGCCCCAGCCUCAAGGCCAGCCUCCUGCACCAGCUCAGCAGUCUGCUGCCAGCCCGGGUCCCGCUGAGCCCGCUUCUCAGGCUAAGCCUAGCCAGGGCCCCUCAGCCCAAACCCGACCCCCAGGUCAGGGUGCUCCUCAGCGAAGUCAGGGAGGUUCCCCUCAAACUCAGAGGCAGCAGUCCGUCUCCCAGCAGCAGAAACCUUCUGCCGGUCAGAAACCUCCCGGUGGGCAGCAGCAGCAGAAACCGGCCCCACUCCCUAGACAACAGUCACAGGGAGGAUCACAGAAGGUCCAGCCAACCCGUCCCGGGCCUCCAACCACCCAGCAGCCGAGACCCGCCGCCCAAGGUCAGGGUGGCCCCGGGGGACGCCCCCCUCUGCAGCAAAAGCCCCAGCCCCCACAGAAGCCCAGUCAGGACAGCCCGGCUAUGGGCAGCUCUCCACAACUAAACAAAUCCCAGUCUCUUACCAAUACCUUCAACAUUCCAGAAACCCCAGCGCCCCGAGCCAGCCUUAGCCAGGACGAGGUGAAGGCUGAAACCAUACGCAAUCUACGCAAAUCUUUUGCCAGUCUCUUCUCAGAGUGAGCUGGCAUCAGAUCCUCCCAUCCCUCUUUCUUCUCCUCCAGCUGAGAAAAAAACAGACAGGCAAACUGAUGGACAGACACCCCUUCUCUUCUCCACCCCACUCCAGAAACGAGCAAGGACCAACAGAAUCUCCAAUUUAUGAGUGUGAUAUGAACGUGUACCCACUUGACACCCACUGCCCAAACAGUUAAUAUCUAUUAGAGUGAACAAAAAGGUAGAAUAGAGUCAGAUGAUGUGAUGCUUCAGACAUUUCUCGCCUUGCUUAAAGCUUAACCGGGUCAUCAUAGCAAACCUCACAAAAGCCUACAUAUGUGCAUGUGACAACCAUUAACUAAAAUCAGAAACAAAGCAACACGAUACUGCUUCCUCUUAUUUGUUGGUGCUGUAAAUCCGUUGUGGUAUUUGUGGUCAAAAAUCUGAAGGACUGUACAAUCGUUAUUGGGAUGAGGAAAAUAGUAAAAGAUGUUUCCUAUUCCUCUGUCAAAUCCUGUUCCGGUGACAAUUAUUGCAAGUUAUUCUAAAAUAAAAGUGAAAAAAAAAAAUACACUCCAUUUUCCUGAAAAGAGAUGUUAGAAAAUAUUUUCUUUGGCAACAAAAUUGAAUACAGGAAGUGGGUUGCAAAUCUUCUUGUGGUGAUUAAGUGAUGUAGCAAUUUUAACUAAGAACAAAUUCACUAAUGCAAAGGCAAAGAGUGUUGCAUUUUAUUCCUAAGAUAAGAGGCUAGCUAUAAUGGUGUAGCAUUAGAGUAGAGGAGGAGACGGAAAUAAAAAAAAUAGCACAGUAGAAGCUAUAAUCUCCACUUCUUCCUUUUCUUGUACAAGCUAGAGUUAGCUAAAUAGUUCAGCCAGCUGCAGGUAAUUAGGAAGUUACAAUAUAAAACUCCCAUGAACCAUUGCUUCAUUGGUUCAUAAACACACUAACUCAAAGCAAGACAGUAAAGAUCGAGAUAGCACUAAAAGUAUAAAAUGUCAUCUCAGCUAAAUACUAAAUCAAAAUAGCUAAUAGUAAAAUGUAUAAAAAUACCACAACAAAUAACAACCGAAUCCUAAUGAAAUUAAACAAGCUCUCAUUCAGGAAAGAAAAUGUAGAUGGGAUAAAAUAGUUUCUUCAUAUAUGAAGGUAGAUAUCAAAUUACGGCUACUAGAUUACAAACAUUUUUCAUCUUCCUGUUCCUGUGCUCUAAAAUACUUUUGAUGAAAUGCCAGAUAGUGACCUGAGUUUUCUCCCGAUAUUUGAAGCAUAAAGUAGCACCACACUCCAAGCUCUCAAUUUUACAUCUGUUGCUGCUUCCUGCUUACAUAUUUCUCACACUUUUGCAACUAUAAUAAUCCAUAUUUUACUUCUUUUUUUUAGUAGUUUAAUAUAUAUUUUUGUUUUUCCUGCUUUAAAUAAUAGGUAUUACCAUUUCAUAGCUUGGUAUACUUUUUCCAUUAACAGGGUGCUAAUAUGAAACUAUGGCAUUUUCAUCAAAGUUAUCAUAUCAUGAAAACCUUAAAGAAGCCCAUGCUUAGUUGGCAUAUUGUUAAUGAUAAGCAUUACUAAAAAGUCAUUUAAACAGUGAUAUAUUGACAAUACAAAUAGCAUCAGCAACAAAUGUGUUAUUUUAUCUCUUGCUGUUCUGUUAUUUUAUGUUAUGCUACUCUUAAAGCAUGAGUACACUCUAAACAUGAUCCGUUUUGCUAUUUGCUUUGAUUGGGAAGAAGACUGAGAUUUCACACAUCCUGAUUUGUGUACUCCAGUGGGGUCCCGACCCUCAUCUUGGGGAUCCUGUGCCUCUGACAAAACACAUUCCUAUAACCCACUCAAAAGUUGUUAUCCGCUUUAAUAUCAGCAGCUGAAUUUUAGUCUCAAUAAUCAGCAUGUAGCAAAAUGCUGUUGAUAAAAAAAAAAGUUUGAUCUCUUGAGGGCUAUGGCAGAAAUGAAAAUAGAUUUGUUAUCUCAAUAUCGUCGCAAUUUGACUCGAAAGGUGCAAAUUCCCACCACCACCUGCCUCAACAAUCUUUGUACAGUCCACUUCCACAGCUCCCCACAGUGUUAGCAGACACUCUAGAUGUGUUCGAGCCGUUUCGACUGCUCACGGUGAUGUCGUAGCUGCAUGUCAAUAGGAGGCGACUGUUGCGGUUUCCAGCAUCUCACUCCGGCGCUUGUAACUGUGUCGUCACAUGUAGUGGAUUAGUCAGUAAAGUAGCUUCGUAGGUGUCGUGGGUAUGUCGUCACUCUCGCUUUCCUUCCAUUAAUUUUUGCUGCACACGAAUGAAACGCUCUUCACCUUAAGAAGGAAAAUAAAAAAAAGAACAUAAGAAAGCACGCCUUAGACAGACAAGAACAUCAGAUUAAAUGGAGCUGUCUCAGGGAUGUCCACUUGAUUGUGACACUCGUGCGUGGCUGAGGGUCUUCCAUUUUCAGGCAUAAUGUGGCUGUUUACAGAUGAUGAGGGACAUGCAUGCCUUUUUUUUCUUUCUUUUUUUUUUUUGCUGUGACGUUGUUUCAGAUACUUUUGCACAAAUAUUCAGCAAAAAUCUUACUUGAAAACAAUGUCAUGCACAAAUGUGUGAAGUUUGCAUUUUCAGGUUUAUUUGACGAGGCACUUGAUGGAGCAACAGCUCACUUAUUCUCGCUCUCAGAGGUGGUGCUGAGCUGCAGAGGGGAGCAGCACCCACCGAGAGUUAGAAAACGGUCAACAGGUUUUACAAUGGCCCUGACUUUCUAGGAGGGGCGGUUGCAUUGCACUCCAAGCCUGAGUCUGUUUUAUGAAUCUCAACAUCUACUUCCAACGCUGCUUCCUAUUCUUUUCACUGGGACACACCCUUAUACUCAGCCAAGGAAUGUUAUUGUGAGAUUUGUGUGUACAAUGAUAGCAGCAAAACAAUUGUAAUGAAAGAUCUCUGCAGAAGUCUUCUCUAACCGCAGCAGAAAUCCAAGUUGCUAGUGGAAAUCAACUCUUGUACCAGACGCUAAACAUGUCUUCCAAAAAGAGUGCAAUCCAUUUGAAUAUUCAUGUAGAGCUGCAAUAACCUGUUUUUUUUUUGUUCUUUUUUAGAGAAGUAGACAGUAAUCACAAAAUAUUGAUUCUGCAGAGUCUCCUUCACGCUGCCUGUGCUUAUUGGUCUGUUCGUGUAGCCACAGUGUCUCCUUGUGCUCAACAGUGCAUUAAUGUGCAAAUGUCCAGACCGAAUAGAUGUGCUGUAAAGAGCUCUGAGCUUCUCCCCCUUGCUGCUGUUCAUGCUUAUUGAUGUUAGGUGUGCUGGCGAAUUGUUCAGUUUUUACGUUAAAGGUAUUCAAGUGGCUCGUUUUACUUAUUUUGGCAUUGCCUUUGUAAAAUCUGAGGUUCCACAGAAUGGGGCUUGUAAUGUUAUGCAUUAAUUGAUUCAGGGUAUCAUUUGAGAAUUUCGCAACUCACUGUCGGCGCGUAUUAUUGUCUGAUUUAUCGCAAGUCUAUCAGCAAAAUCAGCAAUGUGUAAAAGCAAGCCAUCGCAUUUUCCAUGGAUGGUUGUUUUAAAAAAUAUAUUACCCUCAGAGGCCUCUUUGCCACUCUGAGACAUAAAACAUGCAAGGCGCACUGAAUGAGCAGAGGCAGCAAUGCAAUGAAGUUUCCUUUUCUUUGGGUUUGGGUUUUCACCAAUUUGGAUCCUUUACUGUGGCUAUAUCUGACUGUGAAUGUAAUGUACAUUUUUGUUUGUUUUCAUACAGAUGACUUUAUUGUUUACCUAUUGCACUGUAUAAUCAUUGUGAAAAUAUAAAAUCAUUAUGAACCUGUGAAUGGGUUAAAGCAGUCAGUUGAUGCCUCUCAUGUUCAAAUCUUUACGCCCUAAAUGUGAAAAAGUGCAAACGCCCGAGGUUCCUCAUCGUCGCAGACAAGACGAUGUGUCAUAUAAUUUAUGGUGGAUUAUUGAGUUAAGUGUAAAAAUAAAAUAGAUGUUAUAUGCAAUGUAGCUAUAUCAUGUGAAAAUGAAUAUGUUAUUGAAACAUGGACAUGUCCAAUAAAGUCUAUGACCAAAUACGAA